UUCUUUCUUGCCUGAAGCUUCAGAAGGCACUCUUUCGUCUUGGAAUUCUUUCUCAUUGCUCGCGGCCGUUCUUAACGCUUCUCUGGCAAUCGAGGGCAGUGUUAAGAAUUUGAUUGAAAAAGAUGGCAAAUUUCGCGAAACCAGAGAAUGCCUUGAAGCGAGCAGAAGAGUUGAUUAAUGUGGGGCAGAAGCAAGAUGCCUUGCAGGCGCUUCACAAUCUAAUAACUUCAAAGAGAUACAGAGCUUGGCAAAAGCCACUUGAAAGGAUAAUGUUUAAAUAUGUAGAGCUGUGCGUUGAUAUGCGGAAGGGUCGGUUUGCUAAGGAUGGUCUGAUUCAAUACCGUAUUGUAUGUCAGCAAGUGAAUGUUAGUUCUUUGGAGGAGGUUAUCAAGCACUUCAUGCAUCUUUCUACUGAGAAAGCUGAGCAGGCUCGUAAUCAGGCACAAGCCCUAGAAGAAGCUCUUGAUGUUGAUGACCUUGAAGCUGAUAAAAGGCCAGAAGAUUUGAUGCUAAGUUACGUCAGUGGAGAGAAAGGAAAGGAUAGGUCUGAUCGUGAACUUGUUACUCCUUGGUUCAAGUUUCUUUGGGAGACCUACAGAACAGUGCUUGAAAUAUUGCGGAACAAUUCCAAGUUAGAGGCGCUCUAUGCGAUGACAGCACAUCGAGCGUUCCAGUUCUGCAAGCAGUAUAAACGGACUACUGAGUUUCGAAGGUUGUGUGAGAUUAUAAGGAAUCAUUUAGCAAAUCUAAAUAAAUAUAAAGACCAGAGGGACCGACCUGACCUGUCGGCACCAGAGAGCUUGCAACUUUAUCUGGAUACUAGAUUUGAGCAGCUAAAGAUUGCUACUGAACUUGGACUUUGGCAGGAAGCUUUUCGUUCUGUUGAAGAUAUUCAUGGAUUGAUGUCCAUUGUCAAGAAAACUCCCAAGGCUUCCUUGAUGGUGGUUUAUUAUGCUAAGUUAACUGAAAUAUUCUGGAUUUCAGGCAGCCAUCUUUAUCAUGCUUAUGCAUGGUUCAAGCUAUUUACACUACAAAAAAGUUUUAAUAAAAACUUAAGCCAGAAGGAUUUGCAGUUGAUAGCAUCGUCAGUCGUUUUAGCUGCACUGUCAGUCGCUCCUUAUGAUCAAACACAUGGUGCAUCACACUUGGAACUUGAAAAUGAGAAAGAACGCAACCUUCGAAUGGCAAAUCUUAUAGGAUUUAAUCUUGAGCCUAAACUUGAGAACAGAGAUGUGUUUUCAAGGUCAUCACUUCUCACAGAACUGGUCUCAAAAGGUGUACUUAGUUGUGCGACUCAAGAAGUGAAAGAUCUUUACCAUCUUUUAGAACUUGAGUUUCUCCCUCUGGAUGUUGUUUCGAAGAUACAGCCAUUGUUGAUGAAAAUAUCAAAACUUGGUGGGAAGCUGGCUUCAGCUUCAUCUGUACCAGAAGUUCAACUCUCUCAAUAUGGUCCUGCCCUUGAAAAGCUUGCCACCCUCAGGUUGCUUAAGCAGGUGUCCCAGGUUUACCAGACAAUGAAAAUUGAGAGUUUGUCUCAGAUUAUCCCCUUUUUUGAUUUUUCUGUGGUGGAAAAGAUUUCCGUUGAUGCUGUGAAACAUAGUUUUAUAGCCAUGAAAUUUGACCACAUGAAGGGUGUUGUACUGUUUGGUAAUAUGGGUCUUGAAUCUGACAAGCUUCGUGAUCACCUGACUCUUCUUGCUGAAUCUUUGAAUAAAGCAAGUGCCAUGAUAUACCCCUCUACCAAGAAAGCAUCAAAGCUGAGUGAAGUUUUACCGGGUUUAGGGGAGAUCGUUGAUAAGGAACACAAAAGGCUUCUAGCACGGAAAUCAAUCAUCGAGAAAAGAAAGGAAGAACAAGAACGUCAACUAUUGGAACUGGAACGUGAGGAGGAGUCAAAGAGGCAGAUGCUGCAGAAGAAAACUGAAGAAGCUGAAAAAAAGAGGCUUGCUGCUGUGUUUGAGCAACAGCGAGCUGAAAGAAUUCGUAAGGAAAUAGAGGAGCGAGAGCUUGAAGAGGCACAGGCAUUACUACAGGAAACUGAAAAGCAUUUAAAACGAGGGAAAAAGAAGCCAAUUUUAGAUGGGGAGAAAUUGACAAAGGAAACCUUGAUUGAGCGGGCGAUGAGUGAGCAGCUCAAGGAGAGGCAGGAACAGGAGAAGAGACUACAAAAAGUUGCCAAAACAAUGGAUCAUCUGGAAAGGGCAAAGAGAGAGGAAGCAGCGCCCUUGAUUGAAUCUGCUUUUGAACGACGAUUGGUAGAAGAAACGGUGCUUCAUGAACGUGAGCAACAGCUGGAAGUCGAGUUGAGCAGACAGCGCCAUGAUGGGGACUUGAAAGAGAAGAAUAGGCUGGCCCGCAUGUUAGAAAACAAGUUGAUAUUCCAGGAAAGAGUAAUGAGUCGUCGGCAAGCUGAGUUUGACCAACGAAGAGUAGAGAGGGAGGAGAGAAUCAAACAAAUCAUUCUGGCACGGAAGCAAGAAAGAGAGAUCAAGAGAAAGAAAAUAUUCUAUGUGAGGUCUGAAGAGGAGAGAAUAAGAAAGCUGCGUGAAGAGGAGGAAGCUCGUAAACGUGAAGAGGCUGAGAGACAAAGGAAAGAAGAAGCUGAAUACAAAGCAAAAAUGGAUGAGAUUGCUGAAAAACAGAGGCAAAGGGAAAGAGAAUUGGAAGAGAAAGAGAGGCUGAGGCGAGAAGCUCUCUUGGGAAGGUCAACAGAGGGGCUUUCUAGGCCUUCUGAGCUUCCCGCUGGGUCCUGCACAGAGUCUGGAGUUGCUGCUUCAGCUCCAUCUUCUGGGAAAUAUGUUCCUAGGUUCCGGCGAGAAAGACCGGAAAGCUCUGGUCCGGCUCCACCUUCAGAACCUGAUCGCUGGACCAGGCCUGCACCGUCAGAAUCUGAUCGACGGCCUGCUGGCAGCAGGGCCACUCCACUGCAAUCUGAUCGCUGGACUAGUGGCGGCAGAGUUCCAACUCAGGAUUCUGAUCGUUUAGGCAGUGGUGGUAGCAGGGCCCUUGCUUCAGAUUCUGAUCGUUUGGGUGGUGCUGGCAGCAGCAGCAAGGCAGAACCCUGGCGUCCUUCAAGAGUCAGGAACCAACAACGUGGUUGAUCCAACUUGUGAUCUUCAAGGGGUGUGCUGAAAUGCAAAUUUUGUACCAAAUUAUUUAUGGUUGUCGGUGACACAUGACAACUUGAGCAUAUUAUUUGAUGAGGACUUUUUAGGCUUGGUUGAGUUGCAUUAUGUUUUUUUCCUCGUCUUGAUCGAUUACUACUUUUUGUAUUGCUACUAGGCUGAGGAAUAUCUAGUCAUGUAAACCAUUGAGACAUGUUCAGUGUGAAUUUUGUUUAUUAACUGCUGAAAGUUUAGUUAUGUUUUGCGUUAGUUUCUGCUGCAUAGAUAAGUUUUGGCUUUUGAGUGGAAGAUUAGAUAGUUAUUCUGAGGAGUUCAUCGCCUUUUAUAGGCAUGGACAUGGUGCAUUGCCAACGUUGUAACAUUUUUACCCUGUAAUUUACCCCUUGCAGGAAGAAUACGCUUUAUAAAGACUGGUGAAGGUCUCAGCAAUAUAUCCUUUGGUGACCUGCGUAAGGUUUCCUCCCUUUCUAACAUUUGUGAGAUGUGACUAAUGGUAUACCAGCCAUGUGCUACUGACGUACUUUCAAAUUUUGAUUGAAUUUUCCGUACAAGUGGAAAGCCCAAUCCCUUCCUGUAACCCUGUAAUCCCAUCAUCCUUGCACAAGGUGGUCUUUUGAUCCUAAGUUCUUGGAACUACUAUCAAAGGACUUCACAGGUCACCAUCUUAGUUAGCUUGCCCUUCUGUAUCUUGAAUCUUUUGCCUGACUUUUUUGUGGCAGGAGAGGGAUUGCUGUAGUUUGGUAUCUAGGGGCAUAUUCUAGGAAUGUUUUCACCGAAAGUUGGAGCAGCUGAAGCUUUUAACUUUGUAUAGAAAGAAGAAGAAGACUUCAAUUAUUUUAGGCUUUCUGCUAACUGUGCCAAGACAGAAUUAAUGCUUGGUUCUCGUAGUUUCUAUGAAUCACUUGGUCAUUAUACUGCUUUUUUGUUUAAAACCUUCU
Durio zibethinus is the source of this 4063-nucleotide messenger RNA. RefSeq names its product eukaryotic translation initiation factor 3 subunit A-like. Lineage: Eukaryota; Viridiplantae; Streptophyta; Magnoliopsida; Malvales; Malvaceae. Gene Ontology annotation, cellular component: multi-eIF complex; eukaryotic translation initiation factor 3 complex, eIF3m; eukaryotic translation initiation factor 3 complex, eIF3e. Gene Ontology annotation, molecular function: mRNA binding; translation initiation factor activity. Gene Ontology annotation, biological process: formation of cytoplasmic translation initiation complex; translation reinitiation. The record is from RefSeq and is a predicted model, not a curated record.